Molecule: messenger RNA, 3096 nt
Organism: Nannospalax galili (Upper Galilee mountains blind mole rat)
Lineage: Eukaryota; Metazoa; Chordata; Mammalia; Rodentia; Spalacidae
Gene: Irf8
Product: interferon regulatory factor 8
Exons: 8
Coding region: 45-1355 (436 amino acids)
Biological process (GO): regulation of transcription by RNA polymerase II; immune system process
Cellular component (GO): nucleus
Molecular function (GO): protein binding; DNA-binding transcription factor activity, RNA polymerase II-specific; RNA polymerase II cis-regulatory region sequence-specific DNA binding
Source: RefSeq, a predicted model, not a curated record
UUUGCAGCCUGGGAUCCUCCUGCCUCCUGGGCUCCUGGUCCAGGAUGUGUUUCCCUGACCACAGGAUGUGUGACCGGAAUGGUGGGCGGCGCCUCCGGCAGUGGCUGAUUGAGCAAAUCGACAGCAGUAUGUACCCAGGGCUGAUCUGGGAAAACGACCAGAAGACAAUGUUCCGCAUUCCCUGGAAACACGCUGGCAAGCAGGAUUACAACCAGGAAGUGGAUGCCUCUAUCUUCAAGGCCUGGGCAGUUUUUAAAGGGAAGUUUAAAGAGGGAGAUAAGGCUGAGCCAGCCACUUGGAAGACGAGGCUACGCUGUGCUCUGAACAAGAGCCCGGACUUUGAGGAAGUGACUGACAGAUCCCAGCUGGACAUUUCGGAGCCCUACAAAGUUUACCGAAUCGUCCCUGAGGAAGAGCAAAAAUGCAAGCUGGGUAUGGCACCUGGAGGCUGCUUGAGUGAUGUCACAGAGAUGGAGUGCGGCCGCUCUGAGCUCGACGACCUAAUCAAGGAGGUGAGGGGAACCCCACCCAGCAGCUUUCAGGGAACAGUAGGCAUGCCCCCUACAGGCAUCUGGGGGGGUGACACUGCGGCCUCAAGCCACAUAGGAAUGUGCUCUCCGCUUCCUUCUGCAGGCCUGCCACUGCUGACCGGGUACGCCUCCUACGACACACACCAUUCAGGUUUCUACCAGAUGGUGAUCAGUUUCUAUUACGGGGGCAAACUGGCUGGCCAGACCACCACCACCUGCCCCGAGGGCUGCCGCCUGGUGCUCAGCCAGCCGGGACUGCCCAAGCUCUGCGGCCCCGACGGCCUGGAGCUGGUGAGCUUCCCCACGGCCGACAUCAUUCCCAGCGAGCGGCAGAGGCAGGUGACCCGAAAGCUGUUCGGGCACCUGGAGCGAGGCGUGCUCCUGCACAGCAGCCGUAAGGGCGUGUUCGUGAAGCGGCUCUGCCAGGGCCGUGUGUUCUGCAGUGGCAACGCCGUGGUGUGCAGGGGCCGGCCCAACAAGCUGGAGCGUGAGGAGGUGGUGCAGGUCUUUGACACCAGCCAGUUCUUCCGAGAGCUACAGCAGUUCUACGCCACCCGGAGUCACCUUCCUGACAACAGGGUGGUGCUGUGCUUCGGAGAAGAGUAUCCGGACACUGCACCCUUGCGCUCCAAACUCAUCCUUGUGCAGGUGGAGCAGCUGUAUGCCAGGCAGUUGGUAGAGGAGGCGGGGAAGAGCUGCGGUGCUGGGCCCCUGAUGCCAGUGCCCGAGGAGCCCCAGCCAGACCAAGCCUUCCGGAUGUUUUCAGAUAUCUGUGCUUCACACCAGAGACCGUUUUUCAGAGAAAACCAACAGAUCACCGUCUGAGCGUCUUUCCCACGCACCCCACCCCGAGAGACUUCAAGCAUCACGAUCGAUUCUUUGUCAGACUUCGGAGACAAAUGUGGACCAGACUGCCCAGGGUCCCUGCCCUCGCUCCUUGAUUCAGUCGGAGCAUCCUUUGGGGGCCCCCAAGUGGGGCCAGAGUUCUGGGCAGGUGCAAAUGUGGAAGCUUUCCAGUGCUGUGGUCAGAGCCUGUGAUCAAAAGUUUAAUUUUUGCAUUUUCUUCUUUAUCGUUAGUGCCCGUGAUUCUUGCUUUGUGUGGAGUUGUGCCACUUUGGGAGUGUGAAAUCAGCCCGUGACAACGAAACUGCCUUUUUCCUCUCUGCCUAGAGCUGGGCGUUUCUGACUCCCCGUGCUUGAUUCUACACGAAGUGUCCUUUAACUGUCCAGCCUUUAGAUAAGAUUAAAAAGAGCUAGCUCCGAGCUUCCCUCUUGGAGGUGUGAGUCCAACUGGUGGCCUCAGGAGAAUGUGCUGUUUCUCCUGGGGUCAGGGGCUGGGAGGCCACGCACAUAGCCAGGCACACCAGUGUGGGAUCGAUUCCUCAGACGGCGCAGGCUUCUCUUUUGGAGGAAGCUGAGAAAUAAAAAAAUUACAUAUAUUUGUUUCUGUAGUGAAAUCAUCCCAGGAGCCCUUUCUAAGUUGUCCUGACCCACUUUAACAAUAUUUGUAUUUUCAUGUGCCCUGUUGUAAAUCGCUUUGGACCUUUUUCUGUCAAGUGAGUGGAUGUAAUUACAAGUGCAGACACUUGGUGGAUUGCACAUGUAUUUGAUUGUGGCUCAGUUCAGUGGCCAGUCCUAUGAUUCAGCAAAAAUCAGAGUUGAAGGGAGAGUCUGAGCAUAGAUUUGGCAGAGCUCACUCCACUGACCAGCAGAAAAGGCCCAUUUCCCACUCAGCACAGAGCAGCGUACCUGUCUAUAAUGGACUCUGACCGAAGAGUGGGGGGAGGUACUUAGGGCUGUUUAUGUCCCUGGCUGUCCAUUUGGGUUCUAAGGAGUUUAAGUCGCUUUUAACCUGUGAUUAGGAAACGUUUUAAGAGCUGAGUGUUGCAGGCACCUGGGAACAGCUGUGGGUCUCGAGCAGUCGGUGCAGGCAUCAGCUUGGCAGAAGUUGGGCUGCAGGGUGCAGGGGGUCACCUCCAGGACAGCUGCCCAGGGCGAGCUGAAGCUAGUGAGUUUAUUUGGCCAUCAGAGCUCAGCAGGCACCCAUGCCCAGUGGGUGGGGCACAGGGAGCAUCUUCCCUCUACCCCAUCCUGGAAAAAGGGGGGAGGGAAGGAGAGAGAGCGAGCGAGAGAGAGCACAAGAGAGCUUUAUUUCUCCUCUGCAACCUGCCCUGGUAGUCCUGCCUGAUGUGCCCAGAGCCCCACAGUGAAGGGCAGGCCAGGUCUUCCCUGUUCCCUGUGGGUCUUAGAUGUAGGAAGGUGCCAGGGUUUGGGAGACAGACACAAUUAACCAAUGGCUCCACAGGCCAUGGCUUUUGACCUGGAAAGCCAAAGACCAUGAGCUACUUAUGGCUAUCCUGAAAAGAUGGAGGUGGAUCAGGAGAAAAGACAGCCGCCAGAGUGUGCAAAUACGGAAACCCUGGACUGGCUUUUCUCCUGGGCCUGUUUGCUGAGUGCUUGUCAGAGGUGAUUUCCUGCCCCAGUGAAUGUUAAACCAGACCUGUAAUAUGUCUAGUGAAUAUUUAUUUUUGUAUCCUUUUAAAAGUUGAUCUUAUUCUUUAUUAAA